Lycium ferocissimum is the source of this 1447-nucleotide messenger RNA. RefSeq names its product endonuclease 2. Lineage: Eukaryota; Viridiplantae; Streptophyta; Magnoliopsida; Solanales; Solanaceae. The transcript is spliced from 9 exons. The record is from RefSeq and is a predicted model, not a curated record. Gene Ontology annotation, biological process: DNA catabolic process. Gene Ontology annotation, molecular function: nucleic acid binding; endonuclease activity. Bases 334 to 1200 code for a protein of 288 amino acids.
ACUAUAGAAAAACGUAGAGGGGGGAAUCCAUUAAACCCGAGUUUCGAAAGUGGAUUAGCCCAAAGGGUCAGCUCCAGACAGAUUUCUCGAUCAUUAAAGAUAUUAGCAAAAUCUGAACCAAGAUUCAUUAAAUCAUUACCCUUUAUUGUCAUUCCUCAAAUCAAGCUUGUCCUUAUCUAACUUGGUUGCCUCAUAAAUAUUUUCUUGAUAUCUUUUCAUGCAUUCAUACAGUUCACACCAGCCCCUUUUGGUUCUUUUCUAAGUAGUAGUAGUUUUUAUAGGACUAAAAAGCAGCUUCUGAAUUUGGUAAUUUUGAGUUUGAGAGUAGAGAAAAUGGGGUUAUACAGUUUUCAUGUAUUCUUGGCAAUGGUGGCUGUCUUGUUUCUUUUUCCAGUAGUUCAUGGAUGGGGACUUGAUGGCCAUUACACUGUUUGCAAGAUUGCACAGUCAAGAUUGAGUCAAGCUGCUGCAGAUGCAGUUGAGACGUUGUUGCCAACAUCUGCAAAUGGUGAUUUGGCAAGUGUGUGUAUAUGGGCAGACCAUGUCAAAUUCCAUUAUCAUUGGUCAUCAGCCCUUCAUUACAUUGAUACCCCAGAUAAUCUUUGCAAUUACCAGUAUAACAGGGACUGUAAAGAUGAAAAUGGAGUUGCAGAUAGAUGUGUAGCUGGAGCAAUCAACAAUUACACUGACCAGCUCCUCACUAAUAGCAAAGGCAAUGAUGGUUCAACAUAUAAUUUGACAGAAGCACUUCUCUUCCUUUCUCACUUUUUUGGAGACAUUCAUCAGCCACUGCAUGUGGGAUUUACAUCAGAUAGAGGAGGCAAUACAAUUGAUGUUCAUUGGUACACUAGAAAAGCAGUUCUCCAUCAUGUAUGGGAUUCCAACAUAAUUGAAACAACAGAGGAACGAUACGAUGAUUCUAAUGUAGAUGAACUCGUCGAUGCACUUCAGAAGAACAUCUCGACAGGAUGGGCAGAUCAAGUAAGUACAUGGGAGAGCUGCAGUGGCAACAACACAGCCUGCCCUGAUAUAUAUGCAACUGAAGGUAUAAAAGCUGCUUGUGCCUGGGCAUACAAAGGAGUCACUGCAGGCUCAACAUUAGAAGAUGACUAUUUCCUCACGCGUUACCCGAUAGUUCAAUGGCGCCUGGCUCAAGGUGGAGUCCGUUUGGCUGCUACACUUAACCGCAUAUUCAAAUGACAACAUAUUACAAACCACUUGAUGAUUUUCUGUGAUUGCAGCAAACAAGGACUAUAUUCCUCUCAAACUAGAAAUGCAUUCCUUGUUUUAAUGUCAGAAGCAAUCUACUACAUUGUCACCUGAAUUAAUACAUCACUGUAUUUUAGUAAUCUUCAUCGUAUCUUUUUUGUGCUAUGUCAAUAGCUAUUGUUAACUUUGAAAAUUCAUAUAACCUAUUUCCCCUUUUUCUUAUCUUGUUCACUAACAU